AUGGCCUCGCCGACACUCUCGCUGGAAUCGCGCGCGAAUUCCAUCGGUUCCCUGGCUUCACUCUCCCCGCUUACAGUGAGCGGCAGUUCUCCACCUGCUAGUGACUCGGCGAUCUGUGACGUCGACAGCUGCGACCUUUGCCUUGACUCACAGAAACCUGGAGAGGCGCCCUGUCCGCGGUGCCGAUUAGGAGGCGCCGGCGGCGUUCGCUGUACCGGCUGCAAAUCUACCGAAUCCGACGCUGUGGCUCGUUGUUUCGACUGUGCGAAUUUCCUUUGCCCGAACUGCGUGAUGGCACACCAGUUUAUGCACUGUUUCGAGGGCCAUCGUGUCCUUAAUUUAGGCGACUCGAAGCUCGAAACGGUGACAAGUAAUUCCUCGAACACCGAGAUACCGAAGAACAAUCUGAUAAUAAACAGCAGCGGUAACAGCAACGGCGAGAAAGUACCUUACUGUCCCCGGCACAAGCAAGAAUUGCUCAAGUAUUUCUGCCGCUCGUGUACGUCGUUAGUCUGCAAAGAGUGUGCAAUUACCGAUCAUCCCGGGCCGUUGCACGAUUGCGCUCACAUAUCCGAGGUAGGCACGCAACAGCUUGAAGCGAUAACAAGAGUGGUUCAAGAGUGUAGAGCGAAGGCUGCGGACGUGAGGGCCGCUGUAAAGGCGGCUGAUCACGGCGCGGCGCGAUUACAGGUGCAGUAUCACAAAGCGCAGAACGAAAUCAACGACACUUUCCAGUUCUACAGAUCGAUGCUCGAAGAGCGGAAACAGGAAUUACUGAAGGAGCUCGAAUCGGUAUUCUCCAGCAAACAGAUCUCGCUCGGUGUGCUGACGCAGAAAGCGAACGAUAUGGCCGAGAAGAUGCUUCAGACUUGCGAAUUCGUCGAACGGCUAACGAAAUACACCACUGUUACCGAGGUGUUGAUGUUUAAGAAAUUGCUCGAUACGAAGCUGCAAUGGUUGCUGAGUUACACGCCGGACGUUGCUAAUCAAACGGUCGAUCUCGAGUUUGUCAGUAAUUACCAAGCUAUACAAGUAGGCGUACGGAACACGUUUGGCUACGUUCGAAGCAACAACGAGAACAACGCUGGCUCGCUCGGGAAGCAACCGCCUAUCGCUCGGCCAACAGCGUUGUCGAGUAACGGUAACGGUGGAAAUAACGCUAACAGCGGACCUGGUAACGGCGCAUCUUUGGGCGGUCUUCUAUUGGACCGACCAUACAGCAACGGUUUGAUAUCCUCAGCAUCGACCUGCGCAUCCUCCACCUCGCCGUCGUCCUUCGACACGAACAGCACGGUGAUCACUAAGCGUUUCAGUUCGGCGAACAGCCUGGGCCCGUUCUCCACAACGAUCAGCGAUCUGAAUUUGAACGGUUUGAACGCGAACCCGUACGAGAAGUGGAGUAACGGAGGUAGCGAUUCUUAUCCUGUGGUCACCACGAACGAUCACUUCCCGAUGCCGGCGUCUGUCGCUGUCGCUGCUAACGCAGGCUCCGGUGACUCCGUACUCGACUUAACGUCCAAACUGAUGUCAGCCGCGGCGAUAUUCCCGCCGAAGUCGCAGAUCAAGCGGCAGAAGAUGAUCUAUCAUUGCAAGUUCGGCGAGUUCGGCGUUAUGGAGGGACAGUUCACCGAGCCGUCCGGUGUAGCUGUGAACGCGCAGAACGACAUUAUCGUAGCCGACACGAACAACCAUCGUAUACAGAUAUUCGACAAAGAGGGUAGAUUUAAGUUUCAGUUCGGGGAGUGCGGUAAACGAGACGGUCAGUUGCUUUAUCCGAACCGCGUGGCUGUAGUGAAAACCUCCGGUGACAUAGUCGUCACCGAACGCUCGCCGACGCAUCAGAUACAGAUAUACAACCAGUACGGCCAGUUCGUGAGGAAAUUUGGGGCGAACAUAUUGCAGCAUCCGCGCGGUGUUACGGUCGACUCGAAGGGGCGCAUAGUCGUCGUUGAGUGCAAAGUGAUGCGCGUGAUCAUUUUCGAUCAGGCCGGUAACGUUCUACAGAAGUUCGGCUGUUCGAAGCAUCUGGAGUUCCCUAACGGGGUUGUCGUGAACGACAAACAGGAGAUCUUCAUCAGUGACAAUCGCGCCCAUUGCGUGAAGGUGUUCAAUUACGAGGGCGCCUAUCUUCGUCAGAUCGGCGGCGAGGGGAUCACAAACUACCCGAUCGGUGUAGGAAUCAACGCCGUUGGCGAGAUACUAAUAGCAGACAAUCACAAUAACUUCAAUCUGACGAUCUUCACGCAAGACGGUCAGCUGGUGUCGGCUCUCGAGAGCAAGGUCAAGCACGCUCAGUGUUUCGAUGUCGCAUUAAUGGACGACGGAUCGGUCGUAUUGGCCAGCAAGGAUUAUCGACUCUACAUUUAUCGUUACGUACAAGUACCGCCGAUCGGCAUGUAA
Molecule: messenger RNA, 2400 nt
Organism: Habropoda laboriosa
Lineage: Eukaryota; Metazoa; Arthropoda; Insecta; Hymenoptera; Apidae
Gene: brat
Product: brain tumor protein
Exons: 1
Coding region: 1-2400 (799 amino acids)
Biological process (GO): negative regulation of translation
Molecular function (GO): protein binding; translation repressor activity; zinc ion binding
Source: RefSeq, a predicted model, not a curated record